This is a messenger RNA of Geodia barretti, 296 nucleotides long. NCBI's taxonomy places the organism in Eukaryota, Metazoa, Porifera, Demospongiae, Tetractinellida, Geodiidae. The record is from the annotation of a GenBank genome assembly.
UAAGCCACCAUCUAAACUCACCACUAGAAUGUUCUCAAUGGGAGGCUUGCUCACAAUUUUAGCAGAUAUCAACCAAUUGAGUAACACGUCACGGUAGGCGUUGUUUGCAAUGACUAGUGUCACCUGCUUCCCCUCGAAAGAGCUCAAGACACUCAGCAGAGGUUUCAUCCAAGAUGCCAUGACCAAUUCAGCACGGGUUUCAUGUAGCUCGACGAGUAGACAUGACUGUGAUUUCCACCAUCAGCUCCUUCAAUUGGCGGCUUCUCCUGAUCAACUUCAUUCAUAAAAGCAAGUUG